AGCAGCAGCAGCAGAGCCAGCAAAAAUCAGCUUAUAAACCGGUUCGCAUCAAAUUUUCGCUCCACGCUCCAUCCGCUGUGGCUGGAUCUGCGCACCAAACGCGAUCAGUUUCGUUUGGGACUUGCACCUGACGACAAGCAUCAUUCCGUCCCGUGUCGGUCGAUCAUCAUGAUGGAGCGAACGUUGUUCGUCGUUCUUACCGUGAUUGCACUCUCCUUCGGUCAACAAGACCCGGCCGUCGCCGUCCGCAAGUCUUUCACCGAGAACGAAAUCGUGCCGGAUGUGAUCAAGCGAGCACCUGGCGCCUUGGUGAAAGUAACGUACCCAUCCGGGGCGGAGGUCAACCUGGGCAAUGAACUUACGCCGACGCAGGUCAAAGACGAACCGACGGUCAGCUGGAAGGCGGAUCCGGGCGCUCUGUACACGCUGGUCAUGACCGAUCCGGAUGCGCCGACCCGAGCCACUCCGAAGAUGCGCGAGUGGAAGCACUGGGUGGUGAUCAAUGUGCCCGGAUCGGAUGUGGCCGCCGGGGAAACCGUUGCGGAGUACAUCGGGUCGGCUCCACCGGAAAACUCCGGCCUGCAUCGGUACGUGUUUCUGGUGUACAAGCAAAGCAGAGGCCGAAUGCGGUGGAGUGAGCCGAAGCUGAGCAACCGCAACCCGAACCGGGCAAAGUUCCGUGUCAACGAGUUUGCCGAAAAGUAUCAGCUCGGCAGCCCAGUAGCCGGAAACUUCUACCAGGCCACGUACGACGACUACGUUCCACAGGUGUACGCCACGCUCACGGAAACGAAAUGACGACGACGAUGACGGAUGAUGAUGCUUCCGCCGCUUGCGUCCGCUCGCUUCCAGCACGGGCUCCCCGACCCGUCACCAUCACAAUCCAUCACCACCCAGCCCAGCACCACCUGAACACCUUAAUAUUGUUUGGCGACCGGUCUCAGUAUUGCAUUCACAAACACUUACAAUAGUGCCGCUUAUAGUACAACAACCCACUUGUUUUUGGCACCACUUGGCAAUAAAAAUCACACAGUGCACGAAUAAAUAAAAAAUCAUAAUCUAUAAAAGCCAA
Messenger RNA from Aedes albopictus (Asian tiger mosquito), 1072 nucleotides. Its product is annotated as protein D3. The record is from RefSeq and is a predicted model, not a curated record. The transcript is spliced from 2 exons. NCBI's taxonomy places the organism in Eukaryota, Metazoa, Arthropoda, Insecta, Diptera, Culicidae. Bases 169 to 798 code for a protein of 209 amino acids.